CAGCCCACCUCCUCCCUUCCGCUUAUCUCAAGCCUACAAAAGGCCUCGAGUAGUCGUUGUUCCUUUCCACUGCCAGGAUCCUUCUCGCCUCCUUCGUCUCUCUUUUCCAUCUCCCUCCCUUUCUCUCUCUCUCUCUCUCUCUCUCUCAACUGUUUUAAGAUAGUAGUAGUGUCAUGGAUCUCCUGACAGAGGAGCAGAUCUCUGAGUUCCAAGAGGCCUUCUGCCUCUUUGACAAGGAUGGAGAUGGCCGCAUCACACUGGAAGAACUGGCUACUGUCAUCCGAUCAUUGGGCCAGAACCCCACUGAAGAAGAGCUGCAGGAUAUGAUCAGUGAGGUUGAUGCAAAUGGGAAUGGUACUAUAGAAUUUGGAGAGUUCUUGGGCCUAAUGGCUAGGAAAAUGAAGGAGACUGAUGCUGAAGAAGAGUUGAAAGAAGCCUUUAAGGUCUUCGAUAAGGACCAAAAUGGGUACAUCUCAGCUAAUGAGCUGAGGAAUGUGAUGAUCAAUCUUGGGGAGAAACUGACUGAUGAAGAGGUUGAGCAGAUGAUUAGGGAGGCUGAUAUAGAUGGUGAUGGACAGGUGAAUUAUGAGGAGUUUGUGCGGAUGAUGAUGGCUGUCUAAGAAGUAAUCCCCGAAGAUGAAUCACAUCAGAAUCUUGCUUCUGUAAAAUCCAAAGUUCAGUUUUUUUUUUUUUUUGCCUUUUUGCUGUAGAAGAACCUAACUGGAAGUGCUUAUAAUUUCUUUUCCUUUAUGAUUUUAUGAUUUUUUUGUUGUUAAGAUUUCAGUCUUUUGCUUGAAAAAUGUUGGUUAUGUGAUCUAGUAUUCAAUUUCUGUUCGCCUUUCCA
Molecule: messenger RNA, 844 nt
Organism: Phoenix dactylifera (date palm)
Lineage: Eukaryota; Viridiplantae; Streptophyta; Magnoliopsida; Arecales; Arecaceae
Product: calmodulin-like
Cellular component (GO): myosin II complex
Molecular function (GO): calcium ion binding
Source: RefSeq, a predicted model, not a curated record